CCCCACAGUUCACCUCUGCAGCCACCAUUGCGCGCCGCGACGACCGACGACUCACCCAUCCGCGUCCUCCUCAAAGAAACAGAGCGAGCCGAGAGUGUGAGGUCGACAGGAGGAAGGACCAUGGGCGACAUCACCGCCACCGCCACCGCCGACGCCUCGGGUCCGCCGACGUUGACCAAGGAGACCAACCUCUUCAUGCAAAUCGUCGUCAACCCGGACGGCACGGUGACGCGCCCCGAGGUCCCUCUCGUUCCGUCCUCCGAAGCCGCCGCCGCCGGCGGCGGCGGCCUCGGCCGCGGCGUCAUCUCCAGGGACGUGCCCCUCGACGCCUCCGCCGGCACGUACCUCCGCCUCUACCUUCCCUCCCGUUCCCCCGCAACGUCCUCCGACGCCAAGCUCCCCGUGGUCCUCUACUUCCACGGCGGGGGCUUCGUGAUCCUCUCCCCGGCCACCGUCUUCUACCACGGCCACUGCGAGGCCAUGGCGGCCGCGGUGCCGGCCAUCGUGGCGUCCCUCGAGUACCGCCUGGCGCCCGAGCACCGCCUGCCCGCGGCGUACGAGGACGCCGCGGCCGCCGUGGCGUGGCUCCGCGACGGCGCGCCGGGGGACCCCUGGGUGGCCGCGCACGGGGACCUCUCCCGCUGCUUCCUCAUGGGCAGCAGCUCCGGAGGCAACAUGGCGUUCUUCGCGGCGCUCCGGACCGGGGGUCUCGACAUGGCACCCGCCACGGUGCGCGGCGUCCUGCUGCACCAGCCCUACCUCGGCGGCGUCGACCGGACGCCGUCGGAGGCCGGGUCCGAGGACGACUUCAUGCUGCCGCUGGAGGCCAGCGACAGGCUCUGGAGCCUCGCGCUGCCACUGGGCGCCGACCGGGACCACGAGUUCUGCAACCCCGUCAAGGCCAUGGCGCCGGAGGCCCUCGCCGGCCUGCCGCCGCGGUGCCUGGUCACCGGCAACUUGGACGACCCGCUCAUCGACAGGCAGCGGGAGUUCGCUCGGUGGCUGCAGGACCACAGCGGCGCCGCGGAGGUCGUCGUGAAGACGGACGUCGCCGGGUUCCACGCGUCGGAGCUGUUCGUGCCGGAGAUCGCCGAGGUGCUGUUCGCCGCGAUGCGCGAGUUCCUGUCCACCGGCGACGCCGCUUGACGCGUCGAGUUCUCGUCGUCCCGGUGACCCAGAAGUGAAGAUGUGUUGUUGCUGUUGCAUCGGUGUGUGCAUUCUGUCGUGUGACCGUGCGCAAUAAGCCAAAAAAAAAAAAUCUCGGCACUGUAGUGUUGUUGAGUCUUGGCAACCUGGCACUAUUCUGGUUCAUGCGAGUGAGUUGGACUGCACUUGUCCACAAACAAAUCGCUUUCAUGGAUAAUUCGGGUCUGUUUGGUACAGCUCACAACAACAGCUUCAUAAGCUGUUGUGAGCUGUUUUUUUUUUGCCAAACACUUAUAUCCAAAACAGCUUCAUGGGUGAAGCUAUUUUUCC
This is a messenger RNA of Sorghum bicolor (sorghum), 1476 nucleotides long. RefSeq names its product probable carboxylesterase 8. The transcript has a single exon. Lineage: Eukaryota; Viridiplantae; Streptophyta; Magnoliopsida; Poales; Poaceae. The record is from RefSeq and is a predicted model, not a curated record. Bases 121 to 1146 code for a protein of 341 amino acids. Gene Ontology annotation, molecular function: hydrolase activity.